This is a messenger RNA of Patiria miniata (bat star), 2121 nucleotides long. RefSeq lists its product as uncharacterized. The record is from RefSeq and is a predicted model, not a curated record. NCBI's taxonomy places the organism in Eukaryota, Metazoa, Echinodermata, Asteroidea, Valvatida, Asterinidae. The coding region runs from base 222 to 638 and encodes 138 amino acids. The transcript has 3 exons.
AGCUGUAGAUCUGUACAGUCAGUCUGCGCGGUUUUAACAGUUGUCCAAGUAUAACGAUGGAGGAAGGAAAGAUGUAUACAUAAGAAAUCCUACUGGCGGCGAGGACGUAGUGUUUUUGAUGCUCAGGAAUCCAGCAUUAAUUUUGUCGUCGGUAAUCGUCUGUCUGUCGUCAAUUUGCAGACAUUUGUUGGCUCUAAUUUUACGGUCUCAAGUCAAAACUGAUGAAGUUUUGGACCCCAGAGCGCCCAGGUCUUCAAGACAAGACCGUCCCGGAUAGACGCACGAGGGCAUCCAGCAGCCAGGACCUGCACCCUACCAGGAGGGGGAGGCUGAACCAUGGCGGAACAUGGCAAUCUCUCUGCAGGUACGGUACGCCCUACCAAAGGAAACACCACAAUAAAAGCUCCACACUCAUCUGCUGGUGGAGAGCAAUGACAGUUCUUGGAUCCAGGUGGACCUCGUUGAGCAUACAGUGGUGUCUGGCGUAUUCAGCCAAGACAUACUACAGUUGGUAUGUGACCAAGUGCAAAGUUGCAUAUCAGAGGCAGCCUUCAGCAGCUGACUAUGAAUACGUGACAGAGCAAAACGGAGACGCUAAGGUAGAUGUCACAGUGUCCGCUAUUUUUGUGAAGUACUGAACAUUCAUUUUGGUUUUCUUUUUAGCAUUUCAAUAAAUCGGACUUACAUUGUACAACAAAUUUCCUGAUUUUGUUGAAUUGUCAAUGAAAUAGAUUAAAAAGUGACAUCAUAGCAACAGAGCCCUCAUUUGUCUGGAAAACUAUGAAAAUUGUUUAACGUUUAAAAAAAGUGUACAUUUCAAUAAAAUUUACCAAAAAAAGAUGUCAAAUAGUUUUCAUACAUUGAAGAGGAGUAAUUCCCAAGAGAAAGCCAUGUCACAGGCCCUUUAAGAAAUCUGUGCUUUCCCUGACAAAUGAUGGUGAUGUUGCUGUUUGUUUGUUGGGUGUUUGUUUGUUUGUUUUAUUCCAUUCAUACAUGUACAUACAUAAGCAACAGUUUACAUAGUGUAAUAUGAAUAAAUGUAGUUAAAUAAUAAGCAGAAUUAGAGUAUGAAUGGGGUGCCAUCCAGAGAAGGACUAGCCUUCUAUAAUCAGAGCACCCAAAACUGUCGUCAACAAUCAUCAUAUGGUCACAUAGCAUUUCAACAUACAAAAGUAAUUAUAGUAUAGGAAAGGUGUAUCAAGAGCACAGUCUAAAUGUGAUGUCAUUUCAGGAAGACACUGUUCACUUUGGGAGUUUUCUGGUUAAAUUGUGAAUCCAAAUUUUGCUCAUUGAAAACAUUUGUUAGAAAACGUUGCUCACUGGCCUAUUGCCAUGUACUGAAUCAAAUCACCAAAGAAAAGAAAUUGUACAAAUGUAUGACAUCAAAAUAUCCAAUAUUCUGGCAAAUUGUGGUGCUGUAAUAGCUGUAAAAUUGUGGUUUCUGCCUGAAAUGACAUUACACUUUUGCAUAUGAGUAUGCAAACCAUCAUAAGCAUCAAAAAACAAAAAGGCACCAAAAUGCCCUGAAAAAAAAUGGCAAAAACGAAACUUAAAAAAUAAGGUUAAAUUGUACACAAAUGUGCAUUUACUAGGACGGCAUUAAAAAAAACAUACAGAGUCAUAUGCAUUUGGAGGGGAAAGGGGGCACUUGCCCCUGUACCCCUGGAAAAUAAAUAAUGAUUCAAUUUCAAUCUUUGUAAUAGUUUUUAGUGGUUAUCUGCUAACCGUGUGGUGUAUUGCUUGUGUAUUAAAAUAACUGACGGAUUCAUAUUUUCCAUCACCUACAAAAUAACACCUACACCUACAGUGUUUACAUUGUACAUUGUUUUAUACAUACAUUCUUGUCUUUAUUAAGUUUAAUACUGGAACAUCUUAGGUUGGGGUAUGGUAGUUGGGCGUAAAGGGAACACUUGGGAUUUUCUCUCGGGGGAGGGGGGGGUUUAAAGGGAGUGUUUCAUAAGUCCUUGGACUUCUUACAACUUCCUUAUGACUUCUCUGCUUUUCAUUUAUCUUUGUUACUUAUCUUUGUCAUUUACUUUUAUGUUUUGUUUAUCUAUUAAGUUACGUACUUUAUAUGUUUUCAUUAUGAAGUUAUGAAUUAAAACUAGAUUGAUUGAUUGA